AUGCGUUGUCAUAACUGUGGAUCAGAUAGAACAGAAUCAGAUAGUGCCUCUGGAACCAGUUACUGUGUGGAUUGUGGUACAGUACUUGAAGAAAAUACCAUUGUCGCUGAAGUGACCUUUGGUGAGACCUCGGGUGGUAAAGCCGUACUGCAAGGUUCCUAUGCUGGUGAAUCAGGUCGUAUUGCUGGUGGUGGUUUGUUUGGCAGAAACAGAGGCAGAGAGGGACAGGAACAAGCCAUUGAGAAUGGUCGUAUCAAGAUCUCUAGUUUAGCACAUGCUGUCAGGUUACCAGAGCGUUAUAGAGAAGCAGCGCAACGAUACUACAAUCUCGCCGUAGUGAAUCGAUUUACACGAGGUCGCCGCAGUGACCAUGUAGCAGCCGUAUGCUUGUACGCCGUGUGUAGAACAGAAAAGAGCUCUCAUAUGUUGAUUGAUUUCAGCGAUAUUUUGCAAGUCAAUGUGUUUACACUGGGCGCUACGUUUCUCAAACUGUGUCGAGUACUCAACCUCAGCUUGCCUCAUGUGGAUCCCUCAAUUUACAUCAGUCGAUUUGCAGUAGCCUUGGAUUUUGGCGAUUAUACACAGCGUGUGGCUCAGGAUGCCGUGCGUCUCACACAACGUAUGGACCGUGAUUGGAUUACAAGUGGUAGAAGACCUGCUGGUGUGUGUGGUGCUUGUUUACUGAUGGCAGCUCGUAUGAACGGUUUCCGCAGAACCACCAAGGAAAUGACCUACAUUGUCAAAGUAGCCGAUGUCACUAUUCAAAAGCGUCUAUACGAAUUCAAUCAAACCGAAUCAGCCCAAUUGUCAGUCCAUGAUUUCAGAACACUUUGGCUAGAGAAACGAGCCGAUCCCCCUUCAUUCCAAAAGAACCGCAAAAUUCAGGAAGAGACAGAGAGCUUGUCCAGUGGAAUGGCAAGUCCAUAUGUGCUGGAGUCCAGCGAUUUUGAUAAAGAGAACACAGAGACAGAGGAAGAGGACACAGCAUCUGUGGGCGAAAAGCGAAAGGAAAAGAACCACAUGCCUAUAGAUUCACCACAAAAGGUUCGCGCUUUGUCCACCGUCGGUGAAGGGGAGGAGGAAAUCAGUGAGGCUGACGACGACCUUGUCGAGCUCUUUGGAGGCCAUCAAAAGAACAUUACAGCAGUAGACAACGGAGCCAAGGGGCCCAAACCUGUGCGCAGUAGUAAUAAUAAGAGCGCCAACAACGGGAAAGCAAAGCAAAAGGAGCUUCAGGACGAAGCCGAUUUUGAAGACCACCUAAUUGAGCAACAAAUCCAAGACGCACUGAACCAGGAGGUCAAGGAAAUUGCCAACGUGGAUGUUUCCUUAUCAGCACAAGCAUCCAUUCUUCCCUCCAACAAACAAGCCACACAAGACACAGACGCUACUCAAGUGGGCACACAAGUGACAUUGGCAGACGAUACACAGGCUACCUUAAUUGCAGAUGGCGAAGCUGGCUAUAUACCCCUCAAAAACCAAGCGUAUGAGCAACUGACGACAGAGCAGAAACUAGAAUUGACAGCCAUCGCUAAAGCCAAGGUAGCACAAGAAGAGCAAGAGCUACUCAACCCUCAUCUAGAAAAAGACGCACGAGAAAUUGCAGACGAAAUGGAGAGCUGGUUGCACGACGAAUCUGUGAUCAAGGCAGCCAAAGACAUUGAAAAGGAAGCGCAUGCGGAUGGCGAUGAUGAAAAGGAAGAUGAAGACGACAUGGAGGAAAACGAGGGCCAUCUGUCCGAUGUGGAUUGCGAUGAAAUUGAUGCCAUGAUCUUGACGCCUGAAGAAGUGACACUAAAGACCAAAGUAUGGUACAAUGCCAACAAGGACUACUUGGAAGAAAUGGCUGUGCGUCGCAUGGUGGAAAAGGACAGAGGUGGUGCACCUUAUGCCAGAAAGAACAAGCACAAGAAGAAGAAGCAACCACAAGCCAAUUCACCUGCUGAAGCAGCAAAGCAACUGUUGGAAAAGAAAAAGCUAUCCAAAAAGAUCAAUCAAGCUGUGUUUGAUGACAUGUUUGAAUCACCCGAGUCGAUUGCCAAGAUCAAAGCAAGAGAUACACUCAAGAAAAUGGCUGCUGGUGCCAAAAUGGUCAAUGCGGAUGUGGGCGAAUAUGAAGUGGUGGAAGAGCCUGGUGAUGUGGAUGUGGUGCCUGUGGGUAAGAAAUCGUUGGAUGCCUCUGCAUUGACAGCAGCAGGGGAAGCAACAGCAACAGCAGCAGCAGCACCAGCAGCAGCAGCAGCAGCAGACGAUGAGGACGACGAGGACGACGAAGACAUGGAUUCGGAUGAUAUGGCUGACGAUGAGCGUUUCAUGCGUGAUGCCCGUGCAAAUUACACAUUGGAUGCUGAAGUGAUUGAUUACGAUGACUAUGGAGAUGACAACGAUGAUGACUAUUAA
Molecule: messenger RNA, 2400 nt
Organism: Mucor velutinosus
Lineage: Eukaryota; Fungi; Mucoromycota; Mucoromycetes; Mucorales; Mucoraceae
Exons: 4
Coding region: 1-2400 (799 amino acids)
Biological process (GO): transcription preinitiation complex assembly; DNA-templated transcription initiation; transcription by RNA polymerase III
Cellular component (GO): transcription preinitiation complex; transcription factor TFIIIB complex; nucleus
Molecular function (GO): RNA polymerase III type 3 promoter sequence-specific DNA binding; TBP-class protein binding; RNA polymerase III general transcription initiation factor activity
Source: RefSeq, a predicted model, not a curated record